AUGGCUCCAGGCGGCGGAGGAAACAUUAAGGUGGUGGUGCGAGUGCGGCCCUUCAAUAGCAGAGAAAUCGACCGCGGUGCAAAAUGUAUCGUCCAGAUGAAAGGCAACCAGACGGUGAUCAUACCACCGCCUGGUAUGGAGGAGAAAGCCUCAGGGCGAAAAGGUGGCAAGGGCGGCGCCGAAGGUCCCAAGACCUUCGCCUUUGACCGAUCAUACUGGUCCUUUGACAAAUCGGACGGUAACUAUGCAGGACAGGACAACCUCUUUGAUGACCUGGGUGAGCCACUUCUAGAGAAUGCCUUUGGUGGAUACAACAAUUGUAUUUUUGCCUACGGUCAGACCGGUUCUGGAAAGUCUUAUUCUAUGAUGGGAUAUGGAAAGGAGUAUGGUGUCAUUCCGCGUAUUUGCCAGUCGCUAUUCGAACGCAUCAACGGUAUACAGCAAGAUAAAAACCUCAAAUGCACCGUCGAGGUGUCCUACCUAGAGAUUUACAACGAACGUGUACGUGAUCUGCUCAACCCCUCGAACAAGGGCAACCUGAAGGUUCGAGAACAUCCCUCGACCGGUCCAUAUGUGGAGGAUUUGGCCAAAUUAGUGGUCAGUUCCUUUGACGAGAUUGAUAAUUUGAUGGACGAGGGUAACAAGGCGAGAACCGUUGCCGCGACCAACAUGAACGAAACCUCCAGUCGAUCCCACGCGGUAUUCACACUCACACUCACCCAAAAACGCCAUGAUGCGGAAACGUCAAUGGAUACAGAGAAAGUGUCGAAGAUCAGUUUGGUCGAUUUGGCUGGUUCCGAGCGAGCCAAUUCCACCGGCGCCACUGGUGCACGACUGAAGGAAGGUGCUGAGAUCAACAGAUCUCUCUCAACGCUGGGUCGUGUUAUUGCUGCUCUGGCUGAUGUCGCAGUUGGAAAGAAGAAGAACGCGUCGAUGGUUCCAUAUCGUGAUUCCAUCCUAACGUGGCUCUUGAAAGAUUCUCUAGGAGGUAAUUCCAUGACCUCCAUGAUUGCCGCCAUCUCUCCUGCGGAUAUCAACUUUGACGAAACUCUGGGCACCCUACGAUAUGCAGACUCCGCGAAGAGAAUCAAGAACCAUGCAGUUGUGAACGAAGAUCCAAAUGCUCGCAUGAUCCGCGAGUUGAAGGAGGAACUGGCACAGCUACGCUCGAAACUCGGUGGUAGUGCUGUAGCAGGUGGUGCGGCACCGGCUGAAGAAUACUACCCUCCGGACACACCACUAGAAAAACAGAUGGUUUCAAUUCAACAGGCUGAUGGUUCCAUCACGAAAGUCAGCAAGGCCGAGAUUGUGGAGCAGCUGAACCAAAGUGAGAAGCUGUAUAAGGAUCUUAACCAGACGUGGGAGGAGAAGCUACUGAAGACGGAAGAAAUUCACAAGGAGCGUGAAACAGCAUUGGAAGAACUUGGUAUCAAUAUCGAGAAGGGCUUCGUCGGCCUGAGCACUCCGAAGAAGAUGCCUCACUUGGUCAAUCUGAGCGACGAUCCCUUGCUGGCGGAGUGUUUGGUCUAUAACAUCAAACCAGGUACUACGACCGUGGGACAUACAGACCAAGGGAGUGAUAUUGAGAUUAGACUGAACGGAUCUAAAAUUCUUUCACCGCAUUGUACUUUCGAAAAUGUGGACAAUGUUGUGACCAUCGUCCCCACUGAGGGUGCUGCAGUGAUGGUGAAUGGUCUACGAAUUGACAAACCCAAACGACUCAGGAGUGGAUUUCGUAUUAUUCUUGGUGACUUCCAUAUUUUCCGUUUCAAUCACCCCAUGGAGGCUCGCGCUGAGCGCGUGGAACAGAGCUUACUUAGACAUUCCGUCACAACAAGUCAACUUGGUUCUCCCGCCCCAAACAAACACGAUCGAAAUUUGAGCAAGACAGCAUCUGAUAUUGAUGAAGAUUCAAGCAGAGCAGAUUCACCAAUGCCUUCACAGCGCGGACGUGAAUCUGAUUGGUUUCUUGCUCGAAGAGAGGCUGUCAGUGCGAUUAUCGGCCCGGAUCAUAUUUCAAAUUUGCCUGACGAAGAACUUGAUGCUCUCUUUGAGGAUGUCCAAAAAGCACUCGCAGUGCGCCGCGGAGUGGCAGAAAAUGAGGAAGACUCGGACUCUCUCAGCUCCUUCCCUGUCCGCGAAAAGUACAUGUCAAAUGGAACCCUCGACAACUUCUCUUUAGAUACAGCUAUCACGAUGCCUGGCACGCCUUUACGUGAUGACGAUGGGGGAAAUAAAUUGAACGCUGUUCAGCAGGAUAUGCAGCGCCAGCUGGAUCGACAACGGGAAGACUUCCAAGACAAGCUCAAGAUUACGGAGACUUUCUCUAGCUCGGAUCCAAAUGAGAUUGGAACGGAAAAGCAACGCAUAGAGAUUGCGCUCCGGUCUGCUAAGGAGGCGUUUGAAGAGCAAUUGAAGAAGCAAAAGGACGAAUUCGAGUCUCAGAUGCGUGACAUGGGCAGGCCGAUCCCUCAAAUAUACGAGAAUGGAUUUGCCAAACUGAAUGAUCACGAGCUAGAGAUUGCUCGGACCAUCUUCAGUCAUUGGUCCCAACGAAGCUACGUUCGUAUGGCUGAGAAGAUUCUUCAGCAUGCAUCCCUACUCAAGGAAGCACAAGUCAUGAGCCAGAUCAUGGACAAGAAUGUCACCUUCCAAUUCGCUAUCGUGGAUAAUGGCCAUAACAUGGCGUCUUCGUACGAUCUUGUCUUGAAUGGAAUCUCGGGAGACGAGGACAUUGUGCUUGAGGAAGCCAAGAAACCUUGUGUCGGGGUUCGAGUGAUUGACUACAAGCAAUCUGUGAUCCAUCUUUGGUCGAUUGAGAAGCUUCAGCGUCGCGUCCAUUCCAUGCGUCAGCUGCACCAAUAUAUCGAUCGACCUGAUUACAUUCAGCACUUCAAACUUGAAAAUCCCUUCUCGGAACCUUGUUCGCCGCAGUACUCUCUCAUCGGAGAUGCUGAUAUCCCAUUGACUGCGGUAUUUGAGACGCGCGUGCAGGACUUUUCAGUUGAGAUCAUUUCGCCAUACGCACAAAGCGUUGUUGGUAUUGUGCGGUUGUCUCUAGAGCCGUCAUCUGCACAGGCUCCAUCAUCAACCCUAAAGUUCAACGUGGUCAUGCGGGACAUGGUCGGGUUUGCCGAGUGGGAAGGCUCUAACGUUCACGCCCAGCUAUUUAUCCCCGGAAUCUCCGAGGAGGGAGGUGCAACUACGACACAGAUGAUCAGUGGCUUUGAAGAGGGUCCCGUGCGAUUUGAAAGUGUCCACAGCAUGAGCCUUCCGCUUUCAAGUCCCCGGACGGCAUCGCUCAAGGUCUGUGUUUACGCCCGAGUCACGUCAGUUCACAUGGACAAACUGUUGAGCUGGGAUGACAUGUGCGAUUCCGUGGAGAUCGCGCCUAAAAAAAGAACCGCACCCCGAAUUGCAGAAUCUGAAUUUUAUUCGCAGGAAAGGCACGAUGUCUUUGCUCGCAUUCAAAUUCUGGAGCUUGCUGAGUCUGGUGAAUACCUUCCGGUCGAAGUCAUUCAAAGUAGUAGUCUUGACGCGGGCACUUAUCAACUUCACCAAGGUCUGCAGCGUCGUAUCUCGAUCAAUAUCACCUAUAGUUCUACUGAGACUCUGCCAUGGGAUGAUAUCACGAAUGCUCGCGUCGGAUCCAUACGACUGCUUGAUCCAUGGGGCAAGAUCCCAGAUCAAGAUUACCAAAUCCCCGAUGUUCCUCUUAAGUUUGUUCAAGAACCCACGGUCAAGGAGAAUGCCGAUGGAACUUCUAAUGUCAACAUCGUCGGGCAGUGGGAUUCGAGUUUGCACGGCUCUCUGCUCCUCGAUCGGGUGACGGCUGAAAAGUACAAGGUGCAGGUGACUGUUCGCUGGGACCUCGUCUCCUCCCGCCUUCAGGCUCCUGUUGUGUUUGAAGUCGAUCAAACGAUUUCGAUCCUUGGCCGUAACUACGUUCGCCAACAGUCGAUGUUCAAGCAGUUCUGGAGCUCGACCCGAAUCGUGCACUCUACUACAUGUCUGUACUCGUUGGUCAUCCGUCCUAUUUCAGCUAAGCGUGCGUCAGAUCUCUGGCGGAUGAACACACAGAACGACUACGUCAAAGGCGAGGAGCUACUGACAGCAUGGGCCCCUCGAAAAGUGUCGCUUGUUCGAGAUUAUAUCACAGCCCGUAAGCGUCGAUGUCGUGCGGCCGAGCUGCACGCUGCACGAGGAGCUCUCAGUGCUGGUAGCCUCACAGCAACUCCUACUCGUAGCAGUGCCCGAUCGACACCAAUGCGCAACCAAGACCUCAAUGAACGCAAAACAAAACUUCUGCAGAAGUACCUUGCUCUCUGGCCGACUAAGAACGACCCGACAGAAGCAAUUCUAGUCAAUGGCAACACCGAACCUCCAGCCGACGGCGCCGUCUUCGCCUCCAAGCUCAACGGUGCAGACGCUAAGAUGUCACUAAAGCCUCGCUUCGUGGCAACCAUCCAAACCCUUCCCAAGAACCCCUCCGCCUUGAAAACAGGCUACGUUCUUACACCCGACGACACCAACAGCGUCUGGGUCCGCCGGUUCGUGGAGCUCCGCCGGCCGUAUCUCCACAUCUACUCGGUCCCUGAAGGAGAUGAGAUUAACGCCAUCAACCUACGAACAGCUCGUGUCGACCAUGCGCCUGACUUUGCCCGCCUCCUAGUCGGAUCUGGCGCUGGUUCUGAUAAUUCCCUCUCUACAAAAGGACGACCAAAUAUCUUCGCCGUCUACGGCACCCAGAAUACAUUCCUCUUCGCCACACGAACCGAGGCUCAAAAGGUAGAAUGGAUCCUUAAGAUCGACGAGAGCUACUUCAGCAACAACGCUCCUAAUUCAAGUCAAGCCGAUCAACGUUGA
Penicillium taxi is the source of this 4866-nucleotide messenger RNA. RefSeq names its product kinesin-3 motor protein uncA. The transcript has 2 exons. Gene Ontology annotation, cellular component: microtubule; kinesin complex. The record is from RefSeq and is a predicted model, not a curated record. Gene Ontology annotation, molecular function: microtubule motor activity; ATP hydrolysis activity; ATP binding. Bases 1 to 4866 code for a protein of 1621 amino acids. Gene Ontology annotation, biological process: microtubule-based movement; cytoskeleton-dependent intracellular transport. Lineage: Eukaryota; Fungi; Ascomycota; Eurotiomycetes; Eurotiales; Aspergillaceae.